This is a messenger RNA of Mya arenaria, 2662 nucleotides long. RefSeq names its product orexin receptor type 2-like. Gene Ontology annotation, biological process: feeding behavior; G protein-coupled receptor signaling pathway. The record is from RefSeq and is a predicted model, not a curated record. Gene Ontology annotation, molecular function: orexin receptor activity. NCBI's taxonomy places the organism in Eukaryota, Metazoa, Mollusca, Bivalvia, Myida, Myidae. Gene Ontology annotation, cellular component: membrane. The coding region runs from base 276 to 1472 and encodes 398 amino acids. The transcript is spliced from 6 exons.
UCCGGGUAUCAUAUUCAUAUUACUGAACACUCAGCAUGUUUGUGUCAUGUUACUUUUUCAUAUUUAAAUGCAUUCAAAUUUUAUGUAUACUUGCAAUGAAUUUAUAUAGCAGGAAGUUAAACUAGCUAGGUACAAACACCAAAUUCUAAUAAGUGAAUUAUGUGAAAAUUGGAUAAAAAUGAAAUUAUAGGAAAAUAAAGUUAAACUUCAUCUUAAAGAACUAAGUUUCGAUAAAAGUUGACAAUAUUGCAGAUUCUUAUAAAUAAGAAACGGAUAUGGAAAACAGCUCGGAAAAAGUGUCCUCGGUAUCGAACAAGGAGUUUAUACACACGCCUUGCGACCACAAUGACCUUUGUAUGGAGUCAGAAGACUAUUUUGACUAUAUGUUUAAAGAUAUUACAGAUCCAAAGCCGUACGAGUGGAUAAUUAUAUCAAUUAGCUUUGCUGUUUUUGUCGUAGGAUUUGCCGGGAAUAUGCUCGUGUGCUUUACUAUUUACCGAAUGAUGAGCAUGCGUACUGUGACAAACUUGUUUCUGUUGAACUUGUCAAUAGCAGACAUCCUCGUUCUAUUUAUUUGUCUGCCUACAGCAGUCUUGACAGACGUCACCGAAACCUGGUUCCUGGGGACAGCUUUUUGUAAAAUAACCCAGUUUGUGACCACGACAACCAUCGCGGUAUCUGUGCUCACUUUGACGGCAAUCUCUGUGGAACGCUGGUACGCCAUUUGUCAUCCGCUCAGUUUCCAUAGCACCGUUCGACGAGCACGGGCGAUCAUUGUAGUCAUUUGGUUGCUGUCCUCAUGCAUUGCACUGCCCGAAACAAUAGCUGCAGAGGAGGUUCGCCAAUGGGACGAUUCUGUAUUGUUUGCCGCCUGCUAUCCUGUGAGAUUGGAGCCAACUGGUCUAAUGAUUUGGCAAUUCUGCCUGAUCAUCGGGUUGUACGUGUUGCCGAUCUGCCUGAUGGGAUUCACAUACACCCAUAUUGCAUACGUACUCUACACUGGCGGAGUACCGGGAGAAUCUAGAACUCAACGACCAAUGUUAGCCAGUUCUGGAAAGGAAAAUGAGGAUCAGUUAGAUGCUAGAAAGAAAGCAGCAAAAAUGUUAUUUGCCAUUGUUGUUUUAUUUGCUCUAUGUUUUUUACCGAAUCAUCUGUUGAAUAUAUUGAGGUAUGCUGAUGUAUUGGAUGAUGUGGAGAACGCCAAAACAUUCGCCCUUGUUGCCCAUCUUGCUAUAUUUCUGAACAGCUGUCUGAAUCCCAUCAUUUAUAACUUUAUGAGUGACAAGUUCCGUAAGGCAUUCCGCCAGGUCAUGUGGUCCUGCCUCAAGUGCCGCUGUAAUAAUGCACGGGCCACAGGCGGAAUGAGCGAUGGCUUCAAAAGUACGUUUAGAAGAACGCCCACCAUGACUUUUAACCUUACCAUGAGGGGUAGAAAUGCAUCAACAAAACAGACCACGUCUUCAGCAGUAUAGUCGUGAUGAGGCAUAAAAAGCUGAAUUGCUUAUCUUUAGACCCACAUUUAGUUAACUUGUUAUUGUUUGGUACAAGUUUGCUAAACGAUAGUCGUACCAUCUGUAUACAUUUAUAAAAAUAUAUUCAUGCUCAUUAUAAACUCUUUCCAUUGAACAUUCCUUGCCAAAAGUUUUUCAUUGGUAUGAAUUGCUAGGAAUCAAUUGGGAUAUAAUUAUGUGUAGAAUUCAUAUAAAGUUAUACUGUGAAUGUUAAAAUGUUUUUAUUUGCAAUCAUACUCAUUUCUAAAUAUUGUAUUUUAACCCUGUCCAUUAUAACUUUAUUCUUGAUUAAAUUGGAAAUAUAUACAUUAGAUUUGUAUAACCUUUCGGCAGUGAAACACCAUUUGGGUUAAACAGAUUCGCUUUGUGUGGAUACAAUUGAGGCUUUUCUUAAAUUCUCAGUCCGCCUGAAUGACUAUGGUCCGGCUUAUCCAUCAUUGAUAAAUAAACGCCAGAAUCAAAUUUCAGAUAUUUUGCAGGACAAACCACAAGAAAAUAUAUUUAUACAAAACAUAGAUUUGUAAACCAUUAUAACCGUCACAUGAAAAUCGCACAAACAAGAUACAUUCUGAAAGAGAUAUAUUUUGAAAAGACAUGAGAAAACAUAACUAAUUAAAAAAACAGCAACAAAGAAAUCAUAAAGAGAAGCAAGGCAUAAUAUGUAUCCAAUCUUACGUUAAUGCCUCUUUUAACGAGAGUUCCACUGGUUUGAAAUUGUCAGCGAGAGGAAACAGGAAACCACAGGGACCCGAACCGACCAUAGAGUGCCAACUCAAACCAAAUCUCAAAUGAAUGCUGAUGACAGAAAUAAUAACAUAUUUUCAAAGCAGUCUUGGUUUGUUUGAGACUUUUUAUUACCAAUAGUUGUAGGUACAAUACUUCGUAGCAAUGACUUAGUUGGUAUGUUGUCAGCAUUCUUUGUUUGUCGGAGACUUUUAAUUUUUUCAUACCUACAGUAUUAGUAGGUGCAACACUGAUUUGGACUGAGCAAACGCAUUAACUAUAACUAAACAAUGGAAACCAGAAUGAUUUAAUUUACGUUUAUUGUUUAUAGAACUAUGAAUACUCGUUCGAACUCUUAUAUUCCUUAAUAUACAUGUUUGUUUGUUUUGUUAUGUUUUGAACAUACGAUAUUUGCUGAUAAUUUUGUU